Lachancea meyersii CBS 8951 is the source of this 959-nucleotide messenger RNA. NCBI's taxonomy places the organism in Eukaryota, Fungi, Ascomycota, Saccharomycetes, Saccharomycetales, Saccharomycetaceae. The record is from the annotation of a GenBank genome assembly.
AUGCGUCACUUAGUAUCCAUCAAGGACCUCUCCAACAAAGAGUUUUCUGCUCUGGUCGACAGAGCUCAGCACCACAAGAAAGUUUUCAAAGCCGGAAAUUUAACCGACAGCCAAAAAAACCAGCCAAGUUGCUCGGAAAGACCAUCGCGCUCGUGUUUUCCAAAAAAUCCACCAGAACCAGGAUUUCCACAGAAGCCGCAGCAGCAUUUUUCGGGGCCCAGACCAUGUUUCUUGGCAAAGAAGACAUUCAGCUUGGCGUCAACGAGUCUCUAUAUGACACAACCAAGGUCAUAUCGUCAAUGGUCUCCUAUAUUUCCGCGCGUGUUAACAAACAUUUUGAAAUUCAGCUACUGGUAAAGCACUCAUUGGUACCUAUCGUAAACUCCCUGUGUGACAAGUUUCAUUCCUUACAGGCAAUUUGUGACCUGCUGACUAUCAAGGAGCAUCUCGACUACACAAAAAACAAGCUAAAGGUAGCCUGGGUCGGUGAUGCAAAUAAUGCCAUUAACGACAUGGCUAUCGCAUGUUUGAAAAUGGGCAUCGACGUGGCUAUUUCAACACCACUCGGGAUUGAGAUGGAUCAAGACAUCACCGGCGCUGGUUUAGAGAUCGCCAAGGGCAACUGCACAAAAUUGAAUUGUACACACGACUCGAUAGAAGCCGCCACGAAUGCAGACGUUCUCGUCACGGACACGUUCGUUUCCAUGGGUGAAUAAUACGCCAAAGCUGCCAAAUUAAGGCAGUUCAAAGAUUUUCAAGUAGACUCAAAGCUUGCCUCGCACGCCAAGCCCGACUACAAAUUUAUGCACUGUCUCCCAAGACAUAAGGAAGAAGUUAGCGAUGAUGUCUUUUUUGGUGACCUCUCUAUUGUAUUCGAGCUAGCAGAAAAGAGACUCUACGCUGCCAUGGCGGUUAUCGAUAGUUUUGUCAUCAACAAGGGCAAUUUUGAUGCUUGCCCU